This is a messenger RNA of Lactuca sativa (garden lettuce), 459 nucleotides long. NCBI's taxonomy places the organism in Eukaryota, Viridiplantae, Streptophyta, Magnoliopsida, Asterales, Asteraceae. The record is from RefSeq and is a predicted model, not a curated record.
AUGGUACGAGAAGAAGACGCAAAGGCGAAUUUGCCCAAGGAGUGUCAAGAAAUAGCAUCCCAAAAUCAAAACUCAGCAAUAAUUGAUGAAGGUUACUGGAAUCAAGAGAAAUCAUCUCCUACUCCUAAUCGGAGACAAACCAGCAUCCAUAAAUCUGUACUUAAAUCGAAAGGUUCAAUCAAUGAAGUUAAUCAAAUUGCACAGGAAAUGGCUCCUGCAAAGCAAAUGAAAGUGAUGCAAGAGUUCCAGAAGCAAUCUGCACAAAUGGAUAUGACUGCAACAACAAAGAUUUUGGCACGCCAAUUGGUGAGGCUUAGACAACAAAUAGCCAACCUACAAAGUAGUCGAGCUCAAAUGAGGGGCAUAUCAACACAUACACAGGCAUUAGCUGCACACUCUUCUGUGGCUGUUGGGAUGAAAGGUGCUACCAAGGCAAUGGCAGCAAUGAAUAAGUAUUGA